Molecule: messenger RNA, 11973 nt
Organism: Anopheles stephensi (Asian malaria mosquito)
Lineage: Eukaryota; Metazoa; Arthropoda; Insecta; Diptera; Culicidae
Gene: dop
Product: microtubule-associated serine/threonine-protein kinase 1
Exons: 3
Coding region: 2211-9224 (2337 amino acids)
Biological process (GO): peptidyl-serine phosphorylation; intracellular signal transduction
Molecular function (GO): protein serine/threonine kinase activity; ATP binding; protein binding
Source: RefSeq, a predicted model, not a curated record
CGUGCAUCAGCCGUCAAUCGAAAACAUCACGAAAGAAGAAAAAAGGUCACGAAAAAAUCGAAUGAAAAGUAUCUGUGCGUGUCGUCGUCGUCGUCGGGGAUUAAUUUGCCCGUGGUUUGCUGACGAGAUGGAAAAGUGCAACCGUCGCGAGCCGCUUGUAGCGUAAAACAAGCAUCCAUCCCUGUGCUGCGGUGUAUUCCGGAACAGUCAGCUGCUGUUUGGCGAGUGCGAGAGUUUUCUUCUCACCAGCAACACUGCUGGCACAUUCGUGCUCUACCCCUUUCGCGCAGAAGGAGGCAGCUGCUGCUCUGUCUGCUGGUAAGAAAAUCAAUCGACCGCGGUCGACGCGUGAGCGGUGCAUAAUGCAAGUGCAACUUGGCUGUCCUAUCGGUGGGAGCAGCCAGCAGCAGCAGAAGAAGAACGGGUGCAUUCUACUAAAGACUGGUGGGUGCUGUGUUCCGUCCAUUGGACGAGUGUUGCAUCCUGCCCGUCGGUCAUAAUCCGUGCCGUGUGGGCCAGCACACUCGCAAGCAGACCUUCGACAACGCCUUCUGUGUGUGCAUACGUGCGUGUGUGUGUGUGUGUGGGUUUGGUAGGAUUGAUUUGCUCGGUCGCCGGAUGCACCGAACGGAGGAAGAUGCACGCCCAUGAUCACCGGGUCGUCGGCAGCAUUCAGGCAAGCAUCGCAGGAAGCAGAACGCACACGAAACAUCGACGAGCGUGAGCCAGAAGUGUGUCAAACAGUGGAGUUUCCUCUCGGUCGAUUCUCGAGCGGAAUCGGAAUUUCGAGCAGAUAAAUAACCCGCAAAAUCGAGCAGCGAAAACGGAAAAAACGGGAAGCAAAGGGGCAAGAGUCCUUUCUUUGCUGUGCAGUUCAAUCCGUGCGCCCGUGCAUAAUAUUCGAACCACCUGGAGCGAGGGAAAAAAUAGGGAAAAUUCGUUCCGCAAGUCAGUGAUUGCUAGGAUUUCGUCGGCCAUGGCCUACGAAGGUUUAUCGUCGUGGGACGUGUGGUAGAGAAGUGGGUGUGAUUACGUGCCCGUGUGUGGUGUGUAUGUGUACGGAGCGUAUGUGCGUCAAUCCGUUCGUGCGUGCACUUGUGAUCGGGGGGGGGGGGGGACCACCCCGUGGGUCCGUGUUGUUCCAUCCGUGCCUAAACGAGCCUCCAAGCCCGUACGUGUGGCAAGGAAAGCAAGUGCGAAAAACAAAUUGGAGCAUCCUGUGUGUUACGGUGUGCGUGUGUGUGUGUAGUGAUAUGCGCGCGCUCCUGUUCUACAAGAAAAUCCUUUUCACUGAUAGCAGGCGCUGCCAGGUUCGCUACGCAACGCCGAACGAGUAAAGGAGAGAGAGAGAGAGAGCGCGGUUCCGAGAGAACGAGACAGAACGAGUGUCGGGAGGAAAACUGUCACCGGGUAGUAGCAGCUGGCGGUGAAAAAGGGCCUGAAACGGAAUUGUUGUGUUUACCUAGUCUCAUCUGAUUUUACACCUCAAAAAGAAGCAUCGGAAGGAGUAAACGAAAACGAAAACCGGAAAAACCCCAACAUCGAACGCGAACGAUUUUCACGUUCCAUCACAAGCUCUCUCAGUCGGUUUUCCAUUGUUGGGCUUUCUUUUUUUUUUGCUACGAACUGAACUCGUGAACGUUUGUGAAAGCUGCAGCACACCCCGAGAGAUUCCUGAGAAGGAUCCUGGCUUCCCUUUGACAAACAGUCGCCGAGAACAGUUUUCUUACCUGGCGGAAAAGGCACCAUCAUCUGUACCGUCUUCUUGAAGCGCGCGACGAUGAAGGCGGUGUUAAAUAUGGACAGUUGUCAACGGAACCUCGUCACCUAAAGGGGCGCACCGAAUUUUGUGAGCAUUUCACCGCCAACUUCAAACUGUUCCCUGUCAAUAGCAGCGUGGAGGGACUUUCUCCUUCUACUCGUGACUACAGGAACACGCCCUCUCUAUUACCGGAACGUUCAGGAGCUUGCGGAACACACGAAGCGCAUCAAUACUGUGAGGCACCUUUCCCAGCCUUCAACCGUACACGACGAAGGCAGCAGCCCCGGGCAGUCAAAAAAACAAAAUGGUGUUAUCUUAGAACAGAUUUGCCUGAUAACAUCCCGGAACCUUCGCUGCAGCGCCCCGUCGUGGAGCUAGAGCAGGACGAAAGUGGCCGCAAUAAGACGGGUGAUCAUCCUACGAAUACGACCGAGAGCUACAAGAAACCAUGAGUCAGAAAACGUCAGCGAGCGGUGGACCGGGAGCUGGUGGUGGCAAAACGAAACCACCAUCGUCAACAGCUGGUCCCGCGACAACCACGUCUACCAGUGUCAGUCAAAAGCAGUCAAGCGAACCGACAGUAGGUUCAGAUGGAGCGCGAACCAAGUCAGCACAUUCCUCGGUACGAUCGUUAAACUUUGACGAUCCGGAGCUGCUGCUACCGGUGGCGGGACCUGGACGCAAGACAGAAUCAGCACCCAAAGACCGUAAGGAUAGUGGAGCGCUAGUGCCGAUGGGUUCCAGUUCGCUUGCCGCCAGUACGGUUAUUUCCGCGUCGAAGCCACCGCAUUCGAAACCCCCUCCGGAGGACAGCAAGGCGGUCGCUAGCGGCAACAGUCAACCAUUGACGAUAGGAAGUCCGGCGAAAAUGGGUAUCAAGAAAACGAUGCCGCACCAGGGAGCUUCACUGAAGCACGAAUCACAUCUUGAAUCACCACUGACGGCGUCCGCGGUAUCGUCGACCGGUAAACCGGCGCUACUGAAAGCAUCCUCCGUACCGGGUCCGGGUUUUGUCGGUGCGCCGGUAGCCUGUUCUUCGCCGCUGGGCGGCAAAUCUUCAGCCAGUGUUUCUCCGCACCAUGCGGCCCCCCCUGUGUCGCCCCAACCACUGACCGCACCUGUGAUAACGACGAUUGCUGCAGCAUCACCGACAACAACCGCCAUUGGCUCGCCGCUAGUCGGCACGGGACCGACCGCAUCACCUUCGACCGUUGUGAUGCGCACCUCCUCCGGCUCGAGCCUCCACAAAUCGGCCUCGUACCGAAAGUCAUCCUACAAACCACAACACUCGCACUCGUUGCGUUACUCCGGCAGUGGCAGUGACAUCUCCAACCUGGUGCGUGUGCGCAACUCCACGCUCGGCAACUCCGCACCAACGCUCUCGCUGAGCGCAAAGGAAAAUGGCGGCUUCGGGCUUGGUGCGCUGGGUGGUGGUAGCUUUUUUGCCGGCCAAAAGCGUCCCACCUCGUCAUCGUCAUCGUCGGCGGCGGCCGCCGCCCGGAGUGCGGCCGUGGCGCGGCAUCGGCUUAGCUUCGUUGCGAACAUUUCGCCCCGAUCUCACUCACCCAUUCCCGCUAGUCCCAUCGAUAGUCCGCGCAUCAAUUCGCCCAGUAUUAUGCAGUUUCCGUUCAUGCCGAUCAAGCGCAUCGCGUCGACGGCUGCGUCGAAGAGCUGCGACAGUCGGCGGUGGUCGGUCGCCUCGCUGCCAUCGUCCGGGUACGUGACGACGCCCGGAAGCUCCAACAUUUCCUCGCAGUGUUCGAGCCAGGAACGGUUGCAUCAGUUUCCGGCCGUCCCGACCAACGACGAUCUGCAGCUGCUGUCGUUGCAUUUCUCGUCGAACGACAGCAAUCCGAGCUUGGUUGAGGCGAGGACGCAUCACAGCCAUCAUCACCACCAUGCGUACCAUCAGCACCAUCAGCACCAUCCGCAUCAUCCGAUGGUACCGCCGGCGCAUCAUCACGCUCUCCAGCAGCAGCAGCAGCAGCAGCAACAGCAGCAGCAGUUUCACCACCAUCACCAACAUCAUCAUUCCCUGCCGGCAGGAGCCGGUACACACCAACUACCAUACUCACACCAGCAUCCGCUAGCGAUGGGUGCUGCUGGGGCACCGGGCAGUGGAGCAAUAGCCUCGUCGAUCUCACCACAAGCAGCAAGCUUCGGUUCGGGGGCCUCUAGCGGCGGUACGCUAUAUCAACAGCAGCAACCACUCAGCCUACAGGCUCACGUAGGAUUUGCGCAAGGCCCGGGAAGCAUCACGAAUCAACCGUCCGGACCGCAAUCCGGUCCGCUUCCCCAUCAGCACUGCACGCUGAAGUCCUCCGUGGGAUCUUCAGGCUCGGGCAGCUGCGGCAGCGGUCCUACCGGCAAGGACGAGAUGAACAACUUUUGCGGAUGCCGUUCACCGAUUCAUCGGCCGCGAUCGCGCAGUCUCAGCAGUCCGAGCCAUUCGCCGAUCACCGACAGUGAAAUCUCCAUCAUGAACACGUUCUACAAGGAGCGCUUCCCGAAAGCGACGCAACAGAUGGAGGAACGCUUGAGCCACUUUAUCAACGAGAACAAAAACAUCAUCAACGACAGUGCGCGCAACUCGCAGCCGAUCGUGCGGUUCGUGCAUCAUCAGGUGCUGGAAAUGGCACGCGAUUGUCUGAACAAAUCGCAAGCCAAACUGAUCACGUCACGGUAUUUCUACGAGAUGAGUGAAAACUUGGAGCGACUGUUGAUGGAGACGCGGGAAAAAUCGCCCGAAGCUGCGCCGGAGAUUACGGGUGUGAUUAAGAAGCUGCUGCUGAUCACCUCUCGUCCGGCCCGGCUGCUCGAAUGUUUGGAGUUCGAUCCGGAGGAGUUCUACCGGUUGCUGGAGGUGGCUGAGGGACAGGCAAAGGUGACGCAAGGCAUCAAGGCGGACAUUCCACAGUACAUCAUACAGAAGCUGGGAUUAAACCGUGACCCGAUAGCGGAGCUGCAGGAGGAACUCAAUAUCGAAACGGCGUCGCUCAACUCGAGCGUGAAUUGUGCCGAUCUGGAGGAAGAAGCGGAACAGGAAGAGCUGGUGGAUCGGCGGUCUCGUUUGCGGAGCAAUAGAAAUGCACGAGCGGACGAUAGUGAGCUUGCGGAUAUGAAUACUUCGAUCGCGAGUGAUCGCACAUCACGCGGUGGUGACGACAUGACGUGCUCCACACCGAAAGGGUCGGGAUCGUCGAGUUCGGCCGGGAAUAGUGCGGCCAGCAGUACGAGCAAUGUGUUGAACAACAACGCUGAACCGGGAGGAGCCACGGUGGGUGGGAGCACUUCGACCGGAACUGGCAACGCCACAACGACCGCAGGAACUGCAGGUGCAGUGGGAAAGAGCUUCAAGGCACGCUCCAACAAUGCCGUUCCGAAUGAGAAGGAUUUUGACAUACUGAAACUGAUCUCGAACGGUGCGUAUGGGGCCGUUUAUUUGGUAAAACACAAGCAAACGCGUCAACGGUUCGCGAUGAAGAAGAUCAACAAGAACAGCCUGAUGCUGCGCAACCAGGUGGAGCAGGUGUUUGCCGAGCGGGAUAUCCUUAGCUUCGCGGACAAUCCUUUUGUCGUGAGUAUGUACUGUUCGUUCGAAACGAAGAAACAUCUGUGUCUGGUGAUGGAGUACGUCGAAGGUGGGGACUGUGCGACGCUGCUGAAGAACAUCGGUCCGCUACCGUCGGAUAUGGCAAGGUUCUACUUUGCCGAAACGGUUCUCGCGGUCGAGUAUCUGCACAGCUACGGGAUCGUGCAUCGCGAUCUGAAACCGGACAAUCUGCUCAUCACUGCGCUCGGUCACAUCAAACUGACGGACUUUGGGCUAUCGAAGAUGGGCCUGAUGUCACUGGCGACGAAUCUGUACGAAGGCUAUCUGGACAGCGAGACAAGACAGUUCUCAGACAAGCAGGUGUUCGGUACGCCGGAAUAUAUCGCGCCGGAAGUGAUCAUGCGCAAGGGAUACGGUAAACCGGUGGACUGGUGGUCGAUGGGCAUCAUUCUGUACGAGUUUCUGAUCGGCUGUGUACCGUUCUUCGGCGAAACGCCUGAAGAGCUUUUCGCGCACACGGUCAAUGACGAUAUCGAGUGGCCCGAUGAAGAUGAUUGGCCACUGCAGGAGGAGGCGAAGGAUCUUAUCACGGUACUGUUGCAGCAGAAUCCUCGCGAUCGUCUCGGAACUGGUGGAGCACACGAGGUGAAGGAGCAUUGCUACUUUUACGGGCUCGAUUGGAACAAUCUGCUGCGGCAGAAGGCGGAGUUUGUGCCACAGCUGGACAAUGAGGAGGACACGAGCUACUUCGAUACGCGCGUCGAUCGGUUCAAUCACGAGAUCUGUGGUGAUGAUACGGACGAGAUGGAGGACUCACCAUUGUUCGGUUCGUUUAGCUCGUACUCGCCGCAGUAUCGCAAGCAGCACAGCCUUUCGCAAGCGUCCAUCAACUCUAGUGGCAAUUUCGGUGGCAGCACUGGUAGUCGGAUUAGUGGUGGAGUUGGUGCGCACGACGGUGGAUCCUUGGCGGCCGACAUACCGUCGGUUGUUGUGGCCCCCAAUGCGUCCAACGUUCCGCAGGCACUUCCAUCAUCCUCAUCGUCAGGAUCUUCGGUUCCGGAUGCGAUUGGAAUGCCGCGGGAAACAGGAACUACGAUAACGGUGAGUGGUCCUGCGAGUACCUCUACUGCACCUGCAACUACUACGGUUUCUUCUACCCUAAAGACAUCUACAUCUACGGGAGAGACAGUGGUGGAAACGCCGAGCAUCACUACAUGCUCGACGCUGGGCAAACCCCAACUACCGAGCCUAUUCGAAGAUGGGUAUGAUGCGACACACUCCCGGCCGAACGACAUCAGCAAACUCAUCAUAACGCCCGAACUGCGUAAGUUCAACAUCAAUCCUUCGCGCUACAAAAUGCCAUCAACGCCCGAUCUCGACUAUCUCCCCGAACUAGCGACACCCGAUCGGGAAGAUUUCAUGGUCCAUCACGGCAUCAAUCUACGGCCUACGGCAGUUAGCGUUGGAUCGAUGCGUGCCGCCCCGAGCACACCGGAAACUCCCGAGACGAACAAACGGUUCAGUGACUUCUAUCCACUCUCCUCACUGAAGCAGCUCAGCACGCCCGAAUCUUCCCAGACGGACAGUGAUGAUGUGUCGCCGCAGAUACAGCGCAAGCGCAAGAUCGUCCACAACCGCAUCCUGCCCAAAUUCUCCAUCUCGAUCGAGGAUGAUCAAAGUGGGCAUGAAACGUCCUCUUCCACACCGUCCCAAAUCGUGACAUCAUCGCCAUCGAACUCGCUGCACAACCUUAGCGGCAGCAAUUCGCGGCACAUCGUCAAAUCCGCCUCGGCCCUGGGGCUCUCGCCAAUGACUUCGUCCGAUGAUUCAUCGUCCGCGGUGACAACGGCGGUUGGGCGAUCGCUUGGUGGCGGUGGCGGAGGCAAUAUUUCCCUCUCGGGUCGUAAUGCGACGGGAACGACCGCUUCCAACCUGUCGUCUUCCUCCGGCUGCAGUACGGGCGGUAUCGCUUCGUCGACGAUGCAUUCGGCGGGCAACUGUUCCAGCACGGCUAGCUCGCGCGACACAUCACCCUGCCGUGAACUGAGCCCUCUAGUCACGAACCUGAAGCCACCGUUGAUCAUAAAGCGUGGACCGCGCGGAUUCGGGUUCACCGUGCAUACGAUACGGGUAUACUACGGAGAUACGGAUUUCUACACCAUGCACCAUCUGGUGAUGGCCGUCGAUGAGGGAAGUCCCGCGUUCGAAGCUGGUCUCCGUCCUGCGGACCUGAUCACACACGUCAACGGAGAAGCCGUCCAAGGGCUGUACCAUACGCAGGUUCUGCAGUUGCUGCUAAGCGGAUCCGAACUGGUGAGUCUGCGGGCAACACCGCUCGAGCACACGAGCAUCCAGACCGGUGGCCGCAAGCGUGAACCAUGGCAGAGCAAGUUUGCGAAAAAAUCAACGCACAGUCGGCGUAAGCAGAAGAAAGACAACGAGAAGAAGCGUAAGGCGUCACUGUUCCGACGGAUAAGCAGCAAGCGCGCAAGUGCCGAGAUGCAGCAGAUGGUGGCGGGCAUUCAAUCGCCAACGUCGGCCGUUCCGCCCAGCAGAAGCUUCCAAUCGUUGGCCCGCUUCCAGGGCAGUCAACCGAACUUGCUACAACCGGGUAUCGGGCCUGUGGUAGGAUCUCCCGGAGGAUUGCCUGUUCCUGGUGCAAUUCCACACCCGGCCGGGUUACAGUCUCCUGUUGGACCACCGGCUGGAGUGGUGGGUCCUCUUCCACAGUCAACAUUAGCUGCAACCGGUAGCUCGCCGGGCAAUCGACUAAGUCUCUCGCCGCUAAACUCCGCCGGAACGCUCUACAACCCAACGCUUCCGUCGCCGGGCUCUCCGAGUACAUCCGCACCAAGCACUCCAACCGGUAGCGGAACGCUCGGCUACAACGAUGGUGCUCCACUGUACCAGCGACCAUCAACGCUGCACGUCCUGAAGCACAAGCUGCACUCGUCACCCUGUGCCAGCAAUAAGGCGCUGCACUCUGCCGCUGCUGCCGGUGGACGUCCUUCGAACCGUCGGAAAUCGGCCGACCACAUGCCACUGUCACCACUGGCCCGAACACCGAGCCCUUCCCCUCUGCCCGCCUCACCGACACGCUCGUCUAGCCCGCUAGCCUUCCCGGUGGUGCAUCCGCUCGGUGCGUCCAACACAACACAAUCGUACAGUCCCGGUGGGCUGCCGAAUGCCGCAGGUAUCGGCAUCGCCACCGGGCUUCCGUCCGCCGUCGUGCCCGGUAUUGUGGCCGGUGGAAUUGGAGGUUCGCCGACACCUCCGACGAAGAAAGGAUUCCCGCGGGCGAAAACAGCCGAACCGAGCUCACCUUUGCUGCGCCGUGCGUUAUCUCCCGAUCGGCUCCAUCCACGCAGUGCUGCCGAGAGUAAGUGCGUGCUCUCGCCGCUCUGCUGUAACACUUCGCUAAAAACCACACCCCGUACGGUGGCUGGCAUUUGGAGAUCGAAUCAAAACUCCACCAUCACGACGGCUGCCGGCGGUGGACCGGGAGGACUUCAGCUGACAGCGUCCUGUGGCGGUAGCACAGUGGAGCCUUCAAGCGUGUCGGCGUCUCAGAAUAGCGUCAAUAACAACAACCACCCUCCACAAUCGGUGGCAUCGACUGGUGCUUCGGGUGGAGAAUCGUUAGCAGCAGUGGCAGCGCCAGGAAAGACUUCCGGAUCUGGACCUCCUGCAUCGCGCAAUACAAGUGCAACGCCAUCUGGUGGGAAAUCGGCUCCUCAGUCGAGUGCUGCUCCGUUGAGCAGCGUUCCCUCGAAAGAGGAUCAUCUGAAGUCGUCCGCAGACAAGCUUGUGCCGCUGAUGGAGAAGAUGGCCAUCAAGGAUGGAGAUGCGCCGACCACGACCAGCAUCAACAACAAUGGCGCCGGGGUCAGUAAGAAAGCGAAAGAGUAAUUAGUGCGCAAUAUGUUGUUUUUAAUUAGACUUGUGUACGGUGGUCUGGUGUCCCGAAAGGGAACGCUUAAGUGUGAUCGAUGUGUGCACGUGUUUUUCUUUCUUUCUUUUUUCGCCCUUUAAACCGUGUGGACAUUUUUAAUCUGAAUGCUCGUGUUCCCUAUUAGCAUCUGUUACGUUUAACCUUACGUUAGCUUUACCCUGUUUUGUUUUAAGUUGUUUAUAUGAUUAGUUGUGUACGUAAUGCGCGAUAUCAUUAUUAUUAUUAUUAUCAUUAUGUGCGUAAUUAUUAUUUUGUGCGUAAGAACGGCAAUUCCACAUGUGUUUACCCUACACUGCUCAACGUUUAUUUUAAUUACACCCUCAACUUGAUUUCAAUCGUGUGUGUGUGCGCGCGCGCUUAAUCGCGGCAAGGAGCAAGCUGCAAAUAAAGCCAACCGAGCAUGUGUAAAGCUACAAACGAUGGUGGCAAAUGAUAAAGGAAACAAACAUACGAAACAGCAGCAUCUUGACUGACUGACUAACCGGGAGAUUUAUCAAUGUUUAGACGAGAGCCACCCCGACAGAGCGACACCACUGAUUGGGGCGUCCUAUUAAUCUUACGGGGAAAAGCAACCAUAAUCUUACUGUGUGAUAUCUUGAACGGGGAGAAUUCGAAAUCGUGAAUCAAUAAAAAUGUAAUAGAACGUACAACGCAGCUGGAGGUGAAGCAAUGUGAACCGAAUGAGCUGCUGGCGUGGCAAGAUGGGCGAGUACGAGCGAAACAUUGGAAAGAAAGGUGAACUCACAUUCGUUGGCCGUACUUCACAAUCGGUGUAAUAGACAUAAAGUUCACGCGUUGCAAGCUAGCUCUAAAUCAGCACUCAAUGUAGCCAAAUGGACACAAACACACACCCACAAAUACAACCUUGAUGGAACCAUGGAAGCACUCAUAUCAUCGACGCGCAGAAGUGACAUCCAGUUUUGUUGCAGCAAAGAAUUGAAGCGCAGUCGUCAAAAUCAGCACCCAAGCAAAGUAAGGUAGAUAUAGUUGUAGAUCAGUUUCGUUUUUUAGCAUUUCCCGACGAAGCUUUCAAGAUUUUCCCACCAGUUUUCUUCAUCACAAGAUGGAUGACAUUUGUGUCCAAUUUAUCGUUUGUUCGUUGCAUUUCAAACAGUCCUGAAGGGAAGUUUGAUGGAAACUCUCUCCUUCUUUCAACAACCACCGUAUUAAUAAGUGAGAAAGAGAGAGAGAGGACGAGUUGCACUCAAAAUAGUAAGAUAGAGCGUACAGUUGAUUGUAACACACACACUCAAACAAAACCAAAAACAGCUAAAUGCAAUACUCCCAUACUUUGUCCUUGAUGUGAAACGUUAACGUGUAGUAUACCAGAUACAGUAAUAGAAGAUGCAAACCCUGCAAACCCCGUGCAAGAAAUAAUACAACUAUUUAAAUAGUGCAAUAUUAGUGAGGAAAAGGUUAAAAGAAACCGGACACAAAGAACACAGAAGAAGAAGAAGAGUGCAAGUUAAGGGAAAGAUAUAAAACAGAGUAAAUAACGCAAAACAGAGAGAGAGACAGAGAGAUUCAACUAUAACAAACCGAACCCCAAACCCUUUAAAAUAAUAAUUCCAUAACAGAAACUAUUGAGAGAAAAACAGCAAAAACUGUAAAGGUAAAACACAAAUGUAUUUGUAUUCAAUGGUUUCCCGAUUGUCUACGCGAUCUUCUUAAAUAUGGCUGAUUGUUGGUUGAUCGAUUGUUUAGAAUGUGAAUUUGGCACGUGUUUGCGGAAGGAUGAGCGUGGUUGAUGCUUUACAGCUUCACCCGGAAACCGGGAAACAAAUGUAAAGGAAGACAUAUUUAGUGAGAGAAUGGAAAGCAUGGGGGAAACCUAGGUGGAUGAAAGUUUUGUGAUCUGUAACCGUAUAGCUUCGAGUGGUUUAAUUCAGUUUCAACUUCAUAACUUUGUGAUGAUGAGUUCGUCGUUGUGUGAAGAUGGACGAGCUGUGUUUGCGUGUGAUGUGAUUGUGUGAAUGCAAAAAGUGUUCUUGUAAGUUUUGUAUUGUUUCCCGUUUGUUGUACAUAAAUGCUAGAUGAAAAAGGCGCUGAUGAAUACUAAUGCGAAAGGGAUAUUACAACUAGAGAGAAAAAAAACACCUUCGGUGUAGCUUUCUGCUCCGUGUGAAUUCAAUAUGGCGGUAGACGAUGACUGCUUCAGAAUGAUUUCUUUUCCACUAGCCCUGCUUUCGUGCGACUCCCGAAUGCGCUCGGUUCGUCCUAGUUUACGUAAAUGGUUCUUGUUCGAAUUGAGGGGAACAGUGCAACCAACUGCUUCUGAGCUUUCCUACGGCGAACCAAACGAAAAUGGAAAAUCGCAUCGAAUGUGAAGUAAAAGGAAAUGUAAAAGACAUGCCUGCAAUUGCUUGCAAAUCUAUCAACGGAAGCUCCGCAUGAAGAACGGAUGUAAACCAUGAAGCGACGAAUUGAUGUCGCCCUUUUCGCCCCAGAUUAGUAGUAUUAAGACAUCCAUGGUCGCAAGUCAGCCAUUGUCUAGAACAGGGAUGCUACAGCAUGUAGCGCAAGCUCCCUUCCAGCUGAACUGAAACAGAAGGAGAGCACACAGGAGAAGCAAACGUUGUAAAUCGAAGGGCAAAUACUAAGUGUGUGUGUGUACACCGAGCGGCACCGAAACCGUGCGCUGACCGAUUUGAAUUACCAAUAAAAAAUACUUAUCAAUGUUGCUGCAGUGUGGCGAAUAAAAUGGAA